AUGCCACGUCCGACUCUCGGCUCGCAAACGUAUAAAGCUACUAUACGCUCGAGCCAAGUCUUCCUCGAAUAUACUACCAUACCUCGGCGUCAAUUACAUUGCCUGGACACCCACCAUGAAGUCAUACUUACUUCCCCUACUUGGGCUCGCUCAUGUUGCCUUGGGCGGAUGUACCCAAAGAAUGGUGCGGUAAAACAGCUGAGUGCAGCAGAAUGGAAGCAAGCAAUGAAUGAAGAGAUUACCGCUAUUACGGCCUUCGUUGCUCCUUGGUGUGGCCAAAGCAGCAGAGUCACUAUCGGGUAUUAUCCCAUUCUAUGCGUGGACUGCGAUGCCCAGGAGAAUAAACAACUUUGUGGAGAACAGGGAGUCAAGGGCUUCCCUACCAUCAAAGGUUUCCCCAGAGGCAAGAAGGGUGUUCCACACGAUUACCAAGGAGAGAGGACGUCUGGCGCAUUGGUCGAUUUUGCAACCAGUGAGGUUCCGUCCCGGGUGAAGACUUUGAGGGGGACACCAGCAAUUCAAUCAUGGGUUAAAUCUACCGAUUCAUCACUACCACAUAUCUUGCUUUUGACACAAAAACCCAAGCUCCCUGUGUUGUGGAAGGUUUUGGGGUGGAGGCAUCAUAAAGACAUUUCGUUUGGAGCCACUAAAGAUGAAAAAGGAGAUAUUAUUAAAGAACUUGGCAUUGAUGCCCCCGCUGAUGGCAAGUCGAAAGUGCUAAUAUGGGCACCUGGGCCACUACUCCUACUCUCUACGAUGUUUGAUCCAUUGCAAAAGUUCUUGAAGACACUUCCAGGGAAAGGCCAUUCUGAGCUUUGA
Messenger RNA from Rhizoctonia solani, 819 nucleotides. Its product is annotated as protein disulfide isomerase. The transcript has 6 exons. Gene Ontology annotation, cellular component: endoplasmic reticulum lumen. NCBI's taxonomy places the organism in Eukaryota, Fungi, Basidiomycota, Agaricomycetes, Cantharellales, Ceratobasidiaceae. The record is from RefSeq and is a predicted model, not a curated record. The coding region runs from base 1 to 819 and encodes 272 amino acids. Gene Ontology annotation, biological process: response to endoplasmic reticulum stress. Gene Ontology annotation, molecular function: protein disulfide isomerase activity; protein-disulfide reductase activity.